Molecule: messenger RNA, 1543 nt
Organism: Stereum hirsutum FP-91666 SS1
Lineage: Eukaryota; Fungi; Basidiomycota; Agaricomycetes; Russulales; Stereaceae
Product: UDP-galactose transporter
Exons: 8
Coding region: 173-1336 (387 amino acids)
Cellular component (GO): Golgi apparatus
Molecular function (GO): antiporter activity; GDP-mannose transmembrane transporter activity
Source: RefSeq, a predicted model, not a curated record
CGACCACCUCUUGACGUGUGCUAUUUCCGCUCUUUACCUUCAUCCUCUUUCAAGUCACACCGCUCACCGUACAGACGCCUUCACUCUAUCCCCUCGCUUAUCUGUUACACCAACGAAUUUGCUUCCCUUCUUUUGACGCGGCACACCAACAACUUGGAGUACUGUGCGCCCAAUGACUACUACAACAAAUGGAAAUCUGGAGAGGGGAGACUACAAAAAUGUCGCGCUUGAAGAGGAGGACGUCGUCGAGAUGAAGAAGCAGUUGGCCACGGGGUCUUCAAAGGAGACGCACCAGUCUGUAUCUUCCUUUGCUCCCAUAGCGUGCUACUGCGCUGCAUCCAUUCUCAUGACCGUCGUCAACAAGUACGUCGUGUCCGGACGCAAUUUCUCCAUGAACUUCCUGCUGCUAUGCAUACAAUCUUCCGUCUGCGUGGCAUGCGUCUUAACCGUCAAGAAAUUCGGUAUCAUCUCCAUCCGCGCCUUCGAUGUGCAGGACGCAAAGGCGUGGUUCCCCAUCAGCUUCCUCCUCGUCACCGUCAUCUACACCGGUUCCAAGAGUCUACAAUUCUUAACCAUCCCCGUAUACACUAUCUUCAAGAACCUGACCAUUAUUCUCAUUGCUUAUGGAGAGGUUCUCUGGUUUGGCGGUCGUGUUACCGCAUUGACACUGGUUUCCUUCCUCUUCAUGGUUGUCUCCUCUGUCAUCGCAGCAUGGUCAGACAUCUCCAGCGCCAUGAACGACGCACUUGUCGUCGGGCAACCCGCUGCUGUAGCCGGUGGCCUUACUUCCGUCACCAACGUCGUCUCAACCCUCAACGUCGGCUACUUUUGGAUGUUCGCGAACUGUUUCACCAGUGCGGCAUACGUGCUCGGUAUGCGCAAGAGGAUCAAGGUGACAGGGUUUUCGGACUGGGACUCUAUGUUCUACAACAACCUGCUCUCAAUUCCUGUUCUCCUGUUGUUCUCGUUCAUUGCCGAGGACUGGGGUUCCGAGAGCCUUAACCGUAACUUCCCUCCCGAGACGCGCAAUCUGCUCCUGUUUGCCAUUGCUUUCUCAGGCGCCGCCGCCGUUGGUAUUUCGUUCACAACAGCAUGGUGUAUUCGUGUCACGAGUAGCACAACCUACAGUAUGGUCGGGGCACUAAACAAGCUGCCAGUGGCGGCUUCCGGAAUGAUCUUCUUUGGAGACCCAGUGUCUUUCGGGUCGGUCUCUGCUGUCUCUGUUGGAUUCUUUGCUGGGAUCGUGUACGCUGUGGCGAAGAACAACCAGAAGAAGGCAGAGGCGGCAGCGAAGGCACCUGAGAGUAUCAUCCCCUUGUCGACUCGCAAGCCAUGAUACUGUAUUGGAUUGUGUGGGUGUAUCCUUUGCGUGUGUUUCGUUGACGGAGAAUGACGGAGCGGCUUGGGUGGUAUAAUGGACGUAUGUAUGCUCGCGGUCAGGCGGAGACCCGAGUGUAGCUUCUUGUGUUCGGUUAUCUGGUCUCUUUUCACAACAUCGGUUUCACUCCUAGAGAUAUUAUACAUGGAUUUCGAUUGGUUCGGA